This is a messenger RNA of Cryptotermes secundus, 3349 nucleotides long. RefSeq names its product dnaJ homolog subfamily C member 21. The record is from RefSeq and is a predicted model, not a curated record. NCBI's taxonomy places the organism in Eukaryota, Metazoa, Arthropoda, Insecta, Blattodea, Kalotermitidae. The coding region runs from base 317 to 2110 and encodes 597 amino acids. Gene Ontology annotation, molecular function: zinc ion binding; nucleic acid binding. Gene Ontology annotation, cellular component: cytoplasm. The transcript has a single exon.
AGACUUUACUGGUACGAAUUACAUGAUUGACGUAUUAAAAAUAAAGAAAAGGUUUAAGUGACUAUGGAGAAAAAUACCGUUUUUUUUUCAGUAAUGCCAUGUUGAUUAAUGUUUUGUAAUGUUGGAUAUAUUUAGCAGGUAUAUUAUUAACUUAUAACGUGGUGCCAAGUAUUAGUGUGAAAAAUAAUUAUAAGACUUGUGAAAUGUGAGGUUAUUUCGCCGUCCAGCCUAUAGUUUGUUGACAUUUGACGCUUUGACCACGUCGUAGGAUUAGUCUAUAUACAAUAUUGCGAAAUUACUUUGACAGUGUAAUAAGAUGAAGUGUUAUUACGAAGUUCUAGGUGUUCCGAAAGAUGUAAAUGACCAUGAACUUAAAAAGGCGUACAGGAAACAAGCUUUAAAGUGGCAUCCAGAUAAAAAUCCUAAUAGUGCAACAGAGGCCAAGGAGCAGUUCCAACUUGUGCAACAAGCAUAUGAGGUAUUGAGUGACCCCCAUGAACGGUCAUGGUAUGAUUCUCACAGGGAAUCCAUUCUCAGAGGAGCUGGAAGCGAUUAUAAGGAUGAUAGUCUUGAUGUAUUUCGUUACUUCACACCUACAUGUUUCAAAGGUUAUGGUGAUGAUGAAAAUGGCUUUUAUGCAGUGUAUAGGGAGGUGUUCAAUAAACUGGCAGCUGAAGAUUCAGAAUAUAUGACAGAUGAGGAUAGUGAUUUUGAAGUACCAAGCUUUGGAGACUCAAUGAGUUCCUAUGAAGAUGUAGUACAUCCAUUCUAUGCAUACUGGCAGAGUUAUUCUACAAAGAAAUCAUAUGCUUGGUUAGAUCCAUAUAAUAUCAGAGAUGCUCUAAACAGGCGUGUGGUGCGUGCAGCAGAGAAGGAAAACAAGAAAGUCCGUGAUAAAGCACGUAAACAACGAAAUGAGGAGGUUCGAAACUUGGUGGCAUUUGUUCGCAAGAGGGAUAAACGAGUCCAGUCUUUUGUAAAAUUGUUGGAAGAACAUGCAGCAGAAAACGUGAAGAAAGCAGAAGAACGAAGAAGGAAGCACAUAAAGGAAAGACAAGAAGCAAUGAAAAAUUAUAAAGAAUCAGAAUGGACCAAGUUUUCAAAUAUUGAAAAAGAACUUGAGGCAAUUGAAGCAAAUCUUGCAGCAGAGUUUGGCGACAGUGAUGUAUCUUUAUGUGGAGAAUCUGUAAAUGACAGGGAAGAAGUAAUGGACGAAAGUGUAAACUCAUUAUACUGCAUUGCAUGUAACAAAGUUUUCAGAACUGAGAGAGCAUUUUCAAAUCAUGAGAACUCUAAAAAACAUAAGAACAGUGUUGAAGUUUUGAAAGCAUCGGUAGUGGAAGAAGAUGAGCUGGCUGUGUCAGGAAGUAAACAGACGGUUGAAGAUCCAUCUUAUGAGUUUUCAGAAAUUACCUCUGUAAAUGAACUUUCAUCAGAUUCUGAUAUAAAUUCUGAAGAUGAAUCAGAAGAAUCAGAAUUUGUAGAAAGUCAGACAAAAAAGAAAACCAAAAAGAGGAUACCAAAUAUAUGUAGUGUUACUGAUGACAGUGCUUCAGAUAUUGAAUUUCAGAUGUCUUCGGGAUGGUCUAAGAAACAACGUAAAAAGCAGCAGCACAUGAUGCAGUCACAGCAGAAUACAUCAUCUGAUGCCAACCAUGAAAGUGAGACUGAGAAUAUUGAUGCGGACAAUAUUGCCAUGGAGGAGGGAGCUGAAGAUUUUGGUACUUCUGCACAUGAAAUUGAAAGAAAGAAAACUAAAGGCAUAAGAAAGGGAAUGAAAGUAAAAAUAUCAAAGGAAAGGGAAGUUAAUAAUAGGAAGGAAGUUGCCGAUAAAAUAAUGGUAGAAGGAAAAGGUGAUGAAGUUAAGAUAAAGAAUAAGAAAGCUAAGGGGGCGAAAAAGAGUAGCAAGAAAGAUGGAAGUGGUAGUACUGAUUAUGUCAGAGAUCUGAAUCAUUGCUGUGUUACAUGUAGCUCUGAAUUUCCAUCUAAGAAUAAAUUGUUUGAUCAUCUUAAGAAAACUGGCCAUUCAGUGUUCAUCCCUCGUUUGGCAGGUGCAACUAAGGAUAGAGUGGAAGAUAGAGUAAAAGGAAAGGCAAAGAAGAUUAAAUGAAGUAGAUGGUAUUAGUAUAAGCAGUUUCUCCAAAUUAAAUUAAAAUUCAGUGCCCCUUAUUGUUCUGUGUCACUUAUGUACAGAGCCACUGCCUUCAUAAUUUGAUAAUGGGACAAAUGAUAGCAGCUGCUGUUAGUAAUAAAUAGAGAGGCCCACAUUUUGAAUCAUAAGAGUUACAUUAAAUAUACAUUUUUUGCACAUUCUUAAGUUAAAAGUAACUGGACUCAAUUUCUCAUGUCAUUUCAGCGAAGGAAAUUGUAAUUUCUAGUUAUUUGGUAUUGUGACAUGGAUACUGAAAGUCAGAAUAGUUUAGUCAUAGAAGACACCCAUUACUAGGUAACAGCUCAGUAAACAUAUUUGUUGCUUCCAGAUUAUGUUAUUUAAAAUGAUAUUGUGAAUGAGAAAUAAAGUUUGAAGGUCAUAAUGUGAAAGAUUAAUGUAGUGAAUUUUCGAAAAUUAGUUCAGUCUGUGGCAAACAUUACAGUAUAUCACCAUUUCUUGUCCAUCCUUAAAAUUUAAGCAGCAAGUGGUUGAUGUGUAAUAUCGGUUUUUGAGUUUGACAGUGAGCCAGAUCCAAAGGGCCAAUCAUCUCUCCGUCCAGUGCUUUUGAUUUAAGUAUGCUGUAAUUAAAAUUUGGGUUUAAUUUAGAUUUAUAUGUUCCUCUGCUUAUUGUUACUGGUUUAGAAUGUUACAGGUCACUGUUGAAUCUCUAUGAGGAGGAAUUUUGAAGACAGUAAUAAAAAAAUGUAAUUGAAAUAUUUUCUUGCCUAUCAGAGUUUUUUUUUUUUUAACUAAGGUUCAUUACCUCAAAAGAUUGUUCACCUCCAUUGCUAAUACAGCUGCUAGUGGGCAAUCAGAUCUUUAAGGCCUCUGUAAACAAUGUUCACGUUGUACAAGCAGCACACAGGAUACAUCACUGACACAAGUCCUGUGUUGAAAAUUUAUACUAAAAGUGCCAAUAGACUGAGCAUUUCAGUCAAGUGGCUUGCACUUGUACUUCAUAUUUAGGAAUGAUGGGUUCAGAAUUUGAUGGGAUGUGCUCUUCUGUUUGAGGUUUAUCAGGGUUUUACAAAUGGUAUUUCUGUCCACAUCCUUACUUAUUCAUCAGUCACAAAUCAUCCUAUGUUAUCAGUAUAGUUGAAAAAAUGUCUUUUAUAGAUGAAGAAUUCUUUUUUUAUUGCUAGUGGGGUGGGACUAAGUCUCUUGUACUGUGGCCACUUCUGGCUUAUUGUACCAGCC